Piliocolobus tephrosceles (Ugandan red Colobus) is the source of this 2921-nucleotide messenger RNA. RefSeq names its product ZFP92 zinc finger protein (gene ZFP92). NCBI's taxonomy places the organism in Eukaryota, Metazoa, Chordata, Mammalia, Primates, Cercopithecidae. The annotation marks the transcript as partial. Gene Ontology annotation, biological process: regulation of transcription by RNA polymerase II. The record is from RefSeq and is a predicted model, not a curated record. The transcript is spliced from 2 exons. Gene Ontology annotation, molecular function: RNA polymerase II cis-regulatory region sequence-specific DNA binding; DNA-binding transcription factor activity, RNA polymerase II-specific.
GAUUUUCCUUCUCCAAGCCUCACCUGAUCUCUCAAUUGGAGCGAGGGGAAGGACCCUGGGUAGCAGACAUCCCCAGAACCUGGACCACCGCAGGAUUGCACAUAGGUGACAGAACACAGAGCAAGACUUCGACUUCAACGCAGAAGCAUUCUGGACGACAACUCCCCGGGGUAGAUUCACAAGGUGGCAAGGAGGGGCAGGCGGCGAGGUCGUCUGUGCUCCACAGAGGUUCCCAGGGCUUGGGGCCAAGCUCGGCCGCGGGGCCGCAGGGCCCCAAAGGCGCAGAGAAGCGGUACCUGUGCCAGCAGUGCGGGAAGGCCUUCAGCCGCAGCUCCAACCUCAUCAAGCACCGUAUCAUCCACAGUGGCGAGAAACCUUACGCGUGCCGUGAGUGCGGCAAGCUGUUCCGCCGCAGCUUCGCGCUCCUGGAGCACCAGCGCAUCCACAGCGGCGAGAAGCCCUACGCCUGCCCGGAGUGCAGCAAGACCUUCACGCGCAGCUCCAACCUCAUCGAGCACCAGCGCACGCACCGCGGCGAGAAGCCCUACGCCUGCCGCCAGUGCGCCAAGGCCUUCAAGGGUGUCUCGCAGCUGAUCCACCACCAGCGCAGCCACAGCGGCGAGCGCCCCUUCGCGUGCCGCGAGUGUGGCAAGGCCUUCCGUGGUCGUUCGGGCCUCAGCCAGCACCGGCGCGUGCACAGCGGUGAGAAGCCCUACGAGUGCAGCGACUGCGGCAAGGCCUUCGGCCGGCGCGCCAACCUGUUCAAGCACCAGGCAGUGCACGGCGCCAGGCGCCCCGCUAAGACGGAGACCGCGCGGCGGAGAGCGGGCCCUGGGAGCGGUGGCCCUGGGAGCGCGCUGGCGGCCAGCAGCCCCCCGCGGCCGAGCGCGGCCGCCAGGCCUUCCAGGCCCAGUCGCCGCUGACUCCCCAUGGGGCCGGUCUGCGUGGGGGGCCUUCCAGGGGACGUCGAGGCUCAGCCCCCUUCAGAUGGGAAGACUGCCCUCCCAGGGCCUCGAUUUCGGCCACAGCUCUGACCUCUUUGGUCAUCAGAAGACCACAGGCAGAGCCUCACCCUGAAGUUGAGAAACGCAGGAAGGACUCAAAACCGAGGACUGCCGCCUGCCCUGGCUCCUCCAUUAACGGCAGUGCAGGCUGGGAAUGGAGGCCCUCUACUCCCUCCUGAGUCCUGGGCCUUGCAACUGAGGCAUAGAGACGGCACCUGGGCCACUCGUCCCUGAGCCACAGGUACUAUUGUGUGUGUACAGGCGUGUGUGGAGGGGAUGCGCGAACCACCCCCCGAUUUGCAUCAGAAUCGCCUGCUGCGGGUAGCGGGGAGGCCGCGUGAGGCCAGUGAGGCCGGCCAGCCGGGGGCACGCUGGCUUGGAGUUACAGAGGAGUGGUCCAUUUCCUCCCUGGGGGUCGUUCCCCUCGUCCUAAGAGUUGUUAGUGUUCCCAGGUAGAAGAUACUGAAAGCACUUUAAUCCUUUAAGCGCUUAUAUUGCAGGUGGAGGAGGCGCUAAAGUUAGCACAGAGGCAAGAGACUCCCUGAAUGUGGGUACAGGAUGGGGGGCUGUGCCGGAAAACUCCCGCCUUGUCUGGGUGCCCCCAGCUGCUUCUGGAAGGAGGAGUAGCGCCCAGGCCCCAUCAUCCCUGAGCACCUGUGGUUCUGGGAAUGGCUAGCCCAGGCCCUGCAGAGAGGAUAAGACCCUUCAGGUCACUCACAAUUGGACAUUUGUAGCUAGCCACCCUGCUGACUUUGGUUUCCCCCCCUCCCGCCCCCCACCUUCUGGCCCCCCAGACCCCACCAGCAAAGGCCACCCUGGCCUCUCUGUCCCCUGUCCCCCUGCCCCGCCCCACCACCAGUGCCUAAAGCUUCACACUUACCUGCUCCUCCCCAUCAGGCAGCCUCUCUUGUGGCUGGUGACGAUUAGGAGGAAAGCCAGACGGGUUAGGAAUUUGCACUUAGGCAACAGAUCAAGCCCAGGAACAAAUCUUUCAUCGAAUGUCUUUUGCGUGACAUUUUGUAGAAUAUUGGACGUUCCGUUGCUUUGAAUGUUUUUGUAUUCAGGGGUAAUGUACUUUGAAAAUAGAGAUUUUGCCAUAUCGGAGUAUCAGGGAAUCACUGCCUAAAUAAGAGUUCCCCCAGCCCUCUGAGAAGACCUCAGGCAGGAGAAAGGGGGCCACUCCAGGCCUGCCCCCCAAACCCAUGAGUGUGGUGGCAAGCCUGACCCCUCUUCUCCCUACAAUGAUGCAGUCCACCCCUCUUCCCCUUAGCCCUGCAGAAACAGGGCAGACCCUUCAAAUGGCACUUUGCUGAAAGCCAAGGGGAAUUCUCAAGGAAAAGGCUCGGGGCUGGCAGAGGCAGCUGCUGGCAGGCCUUAUCCUAGUCCCCCAGCACUGUCCCCAGAGCUGGGCUCACAAGCUCUGCCCCUUGGUGCUCUCAGCCCAGCGUCCUGGUCAGCAGCCACCUCCUUCCAGCCCUGUCCCCUCCCAGGGGAGAGGGGGUUUGUCAUUCACAAGGCCUGAGGGCAGGUGGGUGGUAGGUGUGGUGGAGGUGGAGGAGGUUCAAGGACAGCUGGCUCCUAUCAGGAGAGUGUGGGAAGACCGAACAUACAGGAUUCCCUCGGAGAAUACUGCUUGGAGUGCCAGUCACUAGGACAACUCCAGAAAUGUUACACACACACACACACACACACACACACACACAGGUUUUAUAUAUAUAUAUAUUUUUUGAAAACUUCUAGAGUUCUUGUAAGUUGCACUUAUACCGUAGCGUCCUUCAGCAGGUCCCUGUCCCCUCUCCUGUGAUUGUGUUCUUGUCUGCAAGCCUGUCUCAUAAGCCCACAAGUGUGUGUCAGGCCUGUCCCCGUGUCCUUGAUGCCAGGCCCAGUGCUGGUAAUCAGUAAGCAUGAGUGAAAUGG